CUACGCGAAGCGGAGGGGUAGAGCUCUCGGAGUGGGGGGGGGCUUGACAAUGGAGUAGGUACUGUCAAUGCACAAGAAGGAGUUUCGGCGAAAUGGGCAAGAAACACAAAAAACACAAGUCGGAAUGGAGAACAGUGGAAGACUAUGAGGACAAGCCUUUGGAGCCGCUGAAGUUGGUGCUUAAAGUGGGAGGCAGUGAGGUGACUGAGCUCUCCGGCUCGGGACACGACUCCAGCUACUAUGAUGACCGGUCAGAUCACGAGCGAGAACGUCACAAGGAGAAGAAGAAGAAAAAGAAGAAGAAGUCCGACAGGGAGAAGGACAAGCAUGUCGACGACGAGGAGCGGAGGAGACGGAAAGAGGAGAAGAAGAAGAAGCGAGAGAGGGAGCAGUGUGAAACUGAAGCCAGUGUGCCAAUAGAGCCCUUCACGUUGCCUAAACCAGUAGAGCUGGAAGAGAAGAAGCGGAAGAGGGAAAGGGUGAGCGACGUUGACGCGGAGGUGGAUGAGUUCCAGCCCGGGCUGAAGGUGGAGGUGGAGCAGCACACGGACCGGCCCAUCAGAGCCUGCCGGACCCAGCAAGAGAACGAAUGCACCCCACGGCAGCAGCUCCUGGAACACUUCCUGCGCCAGCUGCAGAGGAAGGACCCUCAUGGGUUCUUUGCGUUCCCGGUAACGGACGCCAUCGCACCCGGAUACUCCAUGAUCAUCAAGCAUCCGAUGGACUUCAGCACGAUGAAGGACAAGAUCGCCACCAACGAGUAUAAAACCGUCACCGAGUUCAAGGCGGACUUCAAGCUGAUGUGCGAAAACGCGAUGGUGUACAACCGGCCGGAGACCGUGUACUACAAGGCAGCCAAGAAGCUGUUGCACACAGGCUUCAAGAUGAUGAGCAAGGAGCGUCUCUCAGCUCUGAAGCGCAGCGUGUCGUUCAUGCAAGACAUGGAUUUCUCUCAGCAGGCGGCCAUCCUGGGGGACGAGGACAUCGCCCCCGAGGAGCCCCCUCCUGAGGUGGCCCCCGCCCCGGUCGAGUCGACCAAGAAAUCCAAAAAACAGCCAGUCAAAGACAUGAAAGAGGUCAUCAGUUACCUGUUUGAGCCUGAGGGAAACGCAUGCAGUCUGACGGACAGCACAGCCGAGGAGCACGUCCUGGCCCUGGUAGAGCACGCGGCUGAUGAGGCACGGGACCGGCUCAACCGAUUCAUGCCAAACUCCAAGAUUGGGUACCUGAGGAAGGAAGCGGACGGAUCGCUGCUGUACACGGUGGUGAACCAGGCAGAUCCGCAGGCAGAAGAUGAGGAGACUCACGCAGUGGAUCUGAGCUCCCUGUCAAACAAACUUUUGCCUGGCCUCACCACCCUUGGUUUCAAAGAUGACAGGCGACACAAAGUGACAUUCCUGAACAGUGCCUACAACACCCAGUCCCUUCAGAACAACACGGUGUACCCAGACCUGCUCCCCGAGGAGAUGGACCUGCUCUACUCGGCCUACGGCGACGACACGGGGGUGCAGUGCGCUCUGAGCCUGCAGGAGUUCGUGAAGGGCUGCGGGGGCGUCACCAAGAAGCUGGUGGACGAGCUGCUGGACAAGAUGACGGGGAGCGACCAUUCUAAAGCGGUGUUUCAGAUCCGACAGAAAAGAAACAUUUCAGUGAAGUCCCCUGACGAGAUGAAGUCCAGCCUGUGUGAAAUGCAGGUUGGCGACGGGACGGGGAUUUCGGGAGAGAGCAACUCGCUGCUGGAUUUCAUGCCCAUAAAGCCCUACUCGAUGUCUUUAGAUAUGUCUGUGCUGAACAGUCUUGGGAAGGCGGUGAAAAAGGAGCCCGAACACGAGGACGCCCACCUGCACUUCGAGACGGCCAAGCUGCUGCAGGACCUGCAGGAGGUGCAGGUGGACCGCGUGGGCUCGCGGCCGUCCUCCAACGUCUCCUCGCUCUCCAACGCCUCGGAGAGGGACCAGCACCAUCUCGGAAGUCCGUCACACCUGGGUGUUGGAGAUCAGCCUGAGAUGGUUCAUGAUCCAUACGAGUUCCUCCAGUCUCCAGAACCGGGCUCGACUGCCAACAGCUGACUGACACACAGUGCAUUACAGCAUCCUGGCUUCUUUCCACAAACUUGUAGCAUACAUUUUUUUUGUUUGUUUUUUUUUAAUGUAGGGAAAACAGGAACAUGGUCAUGUUGUGAAUUAAGUCUUUAGUCAUGAUUGUACAGAAUGAACAUUUGUAUGUGCUGGUCAGUUUUGCGAAUAAAUUCUCUUUGAGGGUUUUCUUUUUA
Molecule: messenger RNA, 2272 nt
Organism: Brienomyrus brachyistius
Lineage: Eukaryota; Metazoa; Chordata; Actinopteri; Osteoglossiformes; Mormyridae
Gene: brd9
Product: bromodomain containing 9
Exons: 17
Coding region: 93-2069 (658 amino acids)
Biological process (GO): regulation of transcription by RNA polymerase II
Cellular component (GO): nucleus
Source: RefSeq, a predicted model, not a curated record